Molecule: messenger RNA, 1631 nt
Organism: Syngnathus acus (greater pipefish)
Lineage: Eukaryota; Metazoa; Chordata; Actinopteri; Syngnathiformes; Syngnathidae
Gene: sord
Product: sorbitol dehydrogenase
Exons: 9
Coding region: 130-1194 (354 amino acids)
Biological process (GO): D-sorbitol catabolic process
Molecular function (GO): L-iditol 2-dehydrogenase (NAD+) activity; zinc ion binding
Source: RefSeq, a predicted model, not a curated record
GUACCAACCCCCAGAAAGAAGGCGGUGAUAUACUUUGACACGCUGCAUGAUUGUAAACUUUGCAUUUGACUCUGUUGAGCUUCGGUUUGCUUCUUUCCCCUCCACACGCGUGACACCCCCGAUUCUGUUAUGGAACAGCAAAACCUGUCCGUGGUGCUGCACUCCCAGGGAGACCUCAGACUGGAAAAGCGCCCUGUGCCGGAGCCAGGUCCCAAUGAGGUUUUGCUCCAGAUGCACUCGGUUGGCAUCUGCGGUUCCGACGUCCACUACUGGCAGCACGGCCGCAUCGGGGACUUUGUGUUGACAAAGCCAAUGGUGUUGGGGCAUGAAGCGGCUGGACGGGUGGUCAAAGUUGGCUCGGCGGUCAAACACCUUCAAAUUGGCGACCGAGUCGCCGUUGAGCCAGGGGUUCCCCGAGAGAUGGAUGAGUUUUUCAAAAAUGGGCGCUACAAUUUAUCUCCAUCUAUCUUCUUCUGUGCCACGCCGCCUGAUGAUGGCAACUUGUGCAGAUACUACACACACAGUGCAAACUUCUGCUUCAAGUUGCCCGAUAAUGUGACAUUUGAGGAGGGUGCACUGAUCGAACCUUUGUCGGUGGGAAUCCACGCCUGUCGCAGGGCCGGUGUGGCCCUCGGCAGCACUGUGCUAAUAUGUGGUGCAGGGCCGAUUGGGUUGGUCUGUCUGCUUGUGGCCAAGGCAAUGGGAGCUUCGCAAGUUGUCAUCACAGACCUGUUCCCUGAGCGUUUGGCCAUGGCCAAGAACUUGGGUGCAGACUUCCAGCUGACUGUGAAGCGAGAGGACGGACCUCAGCAGUUAGCCAAAAAGGUGGAGGACCUACUGGGAGCUCAGCCUCACAUCACGAUUGAAUGCAGUGGUGUUGAGAGCAGCAUCCAAACCGCCAUCUAUGCGACCCGCUCCGGAGGCGUGGUGGUGUUGGUGGGUCUCGGAUCAGAAACGGUCACCAUUCCUCUACUCAACGCAGCCAUCAGAGAAGUUGACAUCAGAGGCGUCUUCCGCUACUGUAACACUUGGCCCAUGGCUAUCGCCAUGUUGGCAUCAGGAAAAGUGAAUGUGAAGCCUCUGGUGACUCACCGCUUCCCCCUGGAGCAGGCGGUUCAGGCAUUUGAGACCACGCGUCAGGGUCUUGGGAUAAAGGUCAUGUUAAAGUGUGACCAGAAUGACCAAAAUCCCUAAACUGCAGUGAAACUGACUGACUACGUUUAUAUGCAGUCAAUGAAAACCCAAGUAAGGCCGCUGGGUUACUUCUUUUCUAAUUUAGAUAUUUGGACAUAGGAAUAUCAAAAACGUUUUUUUCCGAAUAUUUCAGAAACCGGGAUUUUGACUGAGUUUGACAUGACGGCAUGUAAACGUAGUGACUGAUUAUCAAACACAUCAGAAUAUGAAAGUUAAAGCAUCAUAUUAUGAUAAGACCAAUAUUAGAAAUGAUGCAAAUUGAUUUUACUCCUGAUUUUAAACUGUUUACACUUUUAAAACUACUGUAUGUACUGUAAAUGUAUUGUUUGUUACAUGCUCGUAUGGUACGACUUCACAUGCGUUUCUUAAAUACAGCCACAGGGGGGAACUAGAGCAUCAACUUUGAAACUUGUGGGUGACGUUCAUCCUAAAAAAAA